Molecule: messenger RNA, 540 nt
Organism: Perkinsus marinus ATCC 50983
Lineage: Eukaryota; Perkinsozoa; Perkinsida; Perkinsidae
Exons: 4
Coding region: 18-353 (111 amino acids)
Source: RefSeq, a predicted model, not a curated record
UUCUGUUAGAGGCAUCAAUGGUGAACCUAGUGCGUGCUAGUGCCCGUGCAGUGGGCCCUAUGCGCCCGAACACUAAGCGUGAUAUCAGACGGCUCGGCAGUUAUCCUGUUCCCCCUGAGUCGAAGAACUUCUGGCGAGGACGCUUCCAGGUGCCAGGUGGACAGAUCCAGCAAGGCGUUUCUCCGAUGCAACAGAAAAUCUUCUUCCAGUGGUGGUGGAAUCUGCCUACCCGAUACUUCUGGCGUUUCACCAAGUGGUCCGAUUUCCUGAUACCUUCCCUUAUGUGGUAUACGGGCUUUUUAAUGUGCAAGAACGAUGUUGAGGAAGGAACUCGAUCGAGGUACUGGUAUUAACUUUUACCCUCACUUCGAGUUCCCUCACUGCGAGACGGGACGACGUGUCAGCAAAUCGUCUGACGGCUUUAUCAUGAUGGCCGUCUUUCGUCACAAUACCAUUAUUUUCCUGAUAACAUGUUAGUGGAUAUGGUCGGAGAUUAGUGAGAGUAGUUUUGACGGCAUAUGAACGGUUAUCCGCGCUGAA